AGGAGGCGUGGCCAGAGGGCGAGGUAAAGCCUGAUAGACCCAGAGCCGUGGCUGAAAUGACGCUAUCUCCGUAGUUACUGGGAACGUAAAGAUCGCUCAGCACAGCGGCGGGAAAAUACCUGGAAGUCCUCUCCGCUGCAACAACGCUGAACGUUUUUGGCCGGAAACCGAAAGCAGAAAUCGGAAGUGACGUCGCUAUCAAAACAAGCCGGGGCUUGGUUGGGGCCCUGCAGUGAGUCUGGCCGCAGAUGGAGAGGCCCGACUCUCUGUGGGCUGUCGAGAGUGGUCGCCAGGCCCUGCGCCCCCACCCGGGCAGCCUCCAGUCCCUGUUCCCGGGACCAGCCCGCCGCGGUUGAGCCAGUUUCCGCCCGCCGUGCCGGAGCCGCGCUGGGAUUUUUUUCGGGCAGAGCUGGCGGGUGGCGACAGAGCGAGACUUCCCUCCCUGCCACAGUCUCCCCUCCAGCGGGUUCCUGUCCUGGGACGCCGGGACACCUGUCGCCUAUGUUUUAAUACGCAAAUUGAAAGAAUACAUAGUAUACCAUUCUCAAACCAAGAGGAAAUCAUGAAGGAAUGUUUUAACUGUUGAAACUCAGUUGAAAUCAUGGCUACAUCAGCAAAUCUGGAUAUUGGAGCGCAGCUGAUAGUGGAAGAGUGUCCUAGCAGUUACAGUCUAAGUGGCAUGCCAGACAUUAAAAUAGAACGUCAGCUGGACUCAAGUGCGGAAGAGGGACCGGCUCAGGGCGUUGCUGUGGGGAUGAAGUUCAUACUGCCUAACCGGUUUGAUAUGAAUGUCUGCUCUCGGUUUGUGAAGUCCUUAAAUGAAGAGGACAGUAAAAAUAUUCAAGAUCAGGUUAACUCUGACCUGGAGGUGGCAUCUGUCUUAUUUAAAGCUGAAUGCAAUAUCCAUACAUCUCCUUCUCCGGGAAUUCAAGUAAGGCAUGUCUACACUCCGUCUACAACAAAGCACUUCUCACCCAUAAAGCAGUCAACUACUUUAACCAACAAACACAGAGGAAAUGAGGUCUCAACCACACCUCUGUUAGCAAAUUCUUUAUCUGUUCACCAGCUGGCUGCCCAGGGAGAGAUGCUCUACCUGGCUACUCGAAUCGAACAAGAAAAUGUUAUCAACCACACGGACGAAGAAGGAUUUACCCCUCUGAUGUGGGCUGCAGCACACGGGCAAAUAGCUGUGGUAGAGUUUCUACUUCAGAAUGGCGCAGAUCCCCAGCUUUUAGGAAAAGGUCGGGAAAGUGCUCUGUCGUUGGCCUGUAGUAAGGGCUACACAGACAUCGUCAAAAUGCUGCUGGAUUGUGGAGUUGAUGUAAAUGAGUAUGAUUGGAAUGGAGGGACACCUUUGCUUUACGCUGUACAUGGAAAUCAUGUGAAAUGUGUAAAAAUGCUCUUAGAAAAUGGAGCGGACCCAACAAUUGAAACUGACUCUGGGUAUAAUUCUAUGGAUCUAGCUGUAGCCCUGGGCUAUAGAAGUGUUCAACAGGUUAUUGAGUCCCAUUUAUUGAAACUGCUUCAGAACAUCAAGGAGUAGACAGAGUCAUCAGAAAGUGUCGUCUGCCCUUCGGUUUACUUUUGGCCCUUACAAAUGAUAGUUUUGUUUACUUAUAAAUUUUUACCUCAGUUGCAAUAUUUACUGAUUUUUAGUAAGUUUUAAUAAGUAUUCCUCUGAGUCACUGGUUUAUAAAAAAGUUAAUGUUGAUGCUUUUUUUAUAAAUGUGUUUUACUGCAUAUUUAAAAUUAUAAAAGUGAGUGUUUUGUGGCAUGUAAAUUUUUAUGGUACAGAUGGUUAUCUGUCUUUGUAUCAAGUGCUGUAAUUUAACGUUUUCAGAAAUUAUUCCUCCCUAUUCAUCUUCACUCUUGUAUUAACUCAUUGACUUUAUAUAGGGUUUGCUAUAAAUCCAUAGAAAAAAAUUUGUUAUUAUUGAAUUUCAAAAUGCACAGUGUGAUUGUUUACAAAAUGAUGUUAUAAAUGAAUAAAGUCCUUCUUUGCUGUU
Cervus elaphus (red deer) is the source of this 2006-nucleotide messenger RNA. It is a transcript of the gene ANKRA2, whose product is annotated as ankyrin repeat family A member 2. Gene Ontology annotation, molecular function: protein binding. Gene Ontology annotation, cellular component: nucleus. Gene Ontology annotation, biological process: regulation of gene expression. The coding region runs from base 602 to 1543 and encodes 313 amino acids. The record is from RefSeq and is a predicted model, not a curated record. The transcript is spliced from 9 exons. NCBI's taxonomy places the organism in Eukaryota, Metazoa, Chordata, Mammalia, Artiodactyla, Cervidae.